GCCUAUUAUGAUAAACGUCGGAUGAUAUGCGGCGGGAGUUAACUCGAUCCGCACUCGAUUCACUUUUUCACAAAAAUGGUAUUAUUGUUACCGACGGAUGCACUGCAUUACAAUCCGUGAACUGUGUUAUCAGCAUAAUCAGCUGUGCAAAAGACCAAUAAAUAUUUGUUAAAUAAAAUGGAUUCAAUAGCUUUUUUUUGGAUUUUAAUGAAAGUACAAACAAUGAUGCAAUACGAACCCGGAAAAAAGUAAGGGAUAAUGCUGUUGACGUGUUCCAGUUGCCGGAUGAUGUAUUUGUUAAGCAAUUCCGUCUUAAUAAGAUAGCUUUCCAAUAUGUUCUUAACAUAUUAAAGAGGGAAAUGCUUCCUGUUAUUAAAACAUGGUCGAUAUCGCCAGAGCUCAAACUAGAAGCCUGUCUAAGAUUUUUUGCUGAAGAGGGUUAUCAAAAUGGUACUGGGCAGGAUUUUAAUAUUGGCAUGGCGCAGUCCACAGUGUCCAUAGUACUGUCAGAAGUUUUAAAUAUUUUAGAGGCAACACUAUGCCCCAGAUGGAUAAGUUUGGCAAUGACCGAGACUGAAGAGCUUGAAGCCAAAAGAUAUUUUUUUGGAAAAACAAGAAUUCCCGGCAUAGUUAUGUGCGUAGAUGGCACCCACAUAAAGAUUUUGAAACCUGCUGGAGACAAUUCGCACCUUUAUUAUAAUAGGAAAGGAUAUUACAGUAUUAAUGCAAUGAUAAUAUGUGACCAUAAGCAGCGAAUAAGGUAUGUGAACAGUAGGUACGCAGGUGCAAGUCACGAUUCCUUUAUUUGGGAAAAUAGUGAGGCUUCAAGACAUUUCCAAACCAUGUAUGAAAAUGGACACAGAAGCACUAGAUUGUUGGGUGACUCUGGAUACCCACUUUUACCCUGGCUGAUAACGCCCUUCCCAAAUGCCGGAGCGAAUACACCCCAAAGCCGUUUCAAUAAAAGCCAUAGCUCGGGUCGCAAUAUUGUUGAACGCACAAUAGGUGUCUGGAAGAAUUCAUUUUUUAAGUCUCAAUUGCUUGUUAACUUCUCCUAA
This is a messenger RNA of Anastrepha ludens (Mexican fruit fly), 1058 nucleotides long. RefSeq names its product putative nuclease HARBI1. The record is from RefSeq and is a predicted model, not a curated record. The transcript has 5 exons. Bases 360 to 1058 code for a protein of 232 amino acids. NCBI's taxonomy places the organism in Eukaryota, Metazoa, Arthropoda, Insecta, Diptera, Tephritidae.